Molecule: messenger RNA, 309 nt
Organism: Triticum turgidum subsp. durum (durum wheat)
Lineage: Eukaryota; Viridiplantae; Streptophyta; Magnoliopsida; Poales; Poaceae
Source: the annotation of a GenBank genome assembly
AUGGAGUCGGGCAAGGAGGCCGCGGCGAACGCCGGCGCGUCGGCGCGCGCCGGCAUGGAGAAGACGAGGGCCGCCGUGCAGGGCAAGGUGGACAAGGCCGCGGCGUACACGACAGGGCACAGGGAGGCGGCGGUGGUGAACAAGGAGGCGGCCGAGGUGAAGAAGCAGCAGCGGAUUCGCGCCGCCGAGGAGGAGAAGCAGCGCGCCAUGCGGGACCACGCCGCCGCCAAGGAGCGCGCCAGCGGCGAAGAGACGGAGGACCGCAACGGCGGUCACAGCCCUGCCCCUGCGGGCGGCCACGGUGAGUAA